AGGGCAUUAUAUUCAUUUUUUGCUCUCUCUAUAUAUACAUAAGAAUAUGAGUGGAUUAAAGAAAGGAGAAGUUAAUCUUGGUACUUCCAUUAUGGCAGUUGCUUACAAGGAUGGUGUCAUCCUUGGUGCUGAUUCACGUACAACCACCGGUGCUUAUAUUGCCAACAGAGUGACCGAUAAAUUAACUAAAGUUCACGAUAGCAUUUACUGUUGUCGAUCAGGAUCGGCUGCUGAUACUCAAGCUGUUGCCGAUAUUGUUCAUUACUACCUCCAAAUGUAUACUGUGAAUGAAAAUGAAGCACCUUCUGUUCGUACAGCUGCUUCCUUAUUCCAAGAGAUGUGUUAUCAAAACAAGGAUAAUUUAUCGGCAGGUAUUAUUGUUGCAGGUUGGGAUAAGAAGGAAGGUCCCUCUGUCUACAAUAUUCCUCUUGGUGGAUCUUUACAUAGAGCUCCUUUUGCCAUUGGUGGUUCUGGAUCAACAUACAUUUACGGUUAUUGUGAUGCCAAUUAUAAAGACGAUAUGACCCGUGAAGAGUGCGAGGAAUUCGUAAAGAAUUCUUUGGCAUUAGCAAUGUCCCGUGAUGGUUCUUCAGGUGGUGUUAUCCGUUUAGCUGUCAUCACAAAGGACGGUGUUGAGAGAUUGUUUGUUCCUGGAAACAGAUUGCCUGUUCAUUGGGAAGGAUAACCAUAUUCCAUAUAUAAAAUAAAUACAUGUUAAAAAAAAGUUUUGUAAAGUAAAAAAAAAAAAAAAAAAG
Messenger RNA from Mucor mucedo, 755 nucleotides. Its product is annotated as proteasome subunit beta type-6. Lineage: Eukaryota; Fungi; Mucoromycota; Mucoromycetes; Mucorales; Mucoraceae. The transcript is spliced from 7 exons. Bases 47 to 685 code for a protein of 212 amino acids. Gene Ontology annotation, cellular component: proteasome core complex. The record is from RefSeq and is a predicted model, not a curated record. Gene Ontology annotation, molecular function: threonine-type endopeptidase activity.